AUGGAGAGGCAUAAGUGUAAGCUUUGCAUGAGGAGCUUCUCCAAUGGCAGAGCGUUGGGGGGUCACAUGAGGUCUCAUAUGAUGAACCUUCCAAUUCCUGCAAAACCAGAACUUGAGGAGGAGGAAGAAGUACCACCAGGUAGGAACCAGGACCAAGUCCAGCUUCUCAUUGAUGAACUUGCAGAGUCUGCUUCAGCUUCUUCAUCUUCUUCUGAAGAAGAAGAUGAACAUGGGGAGGAAGGGGAAGAAGGGGAAGAGGGUAUGUUUUAUGGGCUCAGAGAGAAUCCAAAGAGAAGCAUAAGGCUAGUAGAUCCUGAGUUUUCUUUUGCUGUGGAUGCUGGCUCUGUUGUUCUUCAAGAUAGAGAGAGUGAGACUGAGUCGUCUAAGAACCCAACUCGGAGACGAUCCAAAAGGACUCGGAAAUCCGCCAUGUUAGAGCUUCAUCAUCAAUACCAACACCACCAUCAAAAGCUUGAAGCUUUGAAGAAAAUUAAGCUAAAAAACAAAGUCAUUAGCAGCAGCAAGACCGAUUCUUUCGAGCCCGAACCGGUUAGUUCAAUUUCUGAUGCCACCACAGAAGAAGAUGUUGCCUUUUGCCUCAUGAUGCUCUCAAGGGACAAAUGGAAAAAACAAGACCAACAACAUCAUCAACAUCAUCAACAACAACAUCAACACGAACAAGAACAAGAUCAGGACGAUGAAGCUGAAAGAUCAAUGGAGGACAGUGAUGAAUCCGAGGAACAGCUGGUGAAGUUUCCAAGAACUAGAACUACUCGAGGGAAGUACAAAUGCGAAACAUGCAACAAAGUGUUUAAAUCCUAUCAAGCUUUAGGUGGGCACAGAGCCAGCCACAAGAAAAUCAAAGCUUCCAAUCCUAACCCCAUCUAUGAUCAUGAAUUGGAGCAAGAAAAUAAUGCAGGUGCUUCUUCUGUAGCAGAAAGGAAAACCCAUGAAUGCCCAGUUUGUUUUAGAGUCUUUUCAUCUGGUCAAGCUCUUGGUGGGCACAAAAGAUCCCAUGUGACUGGUUCAGCAGCAGCUGCUGCUACCCAUGUGAAAAAUUUAAACAAGCUUGGUGACAAUUUGAUAGAUCUUAAUCUUCCUGCUCCUGUUGAAGAUGAUGAGAUCAGCCAAAUUGAGCUAUCUGCAGUUUCUGAUGCUGAGUUUGUGAACCCCAUUAGAAGAUGA
Prunus armeniaca (apricot) is the source of this 1185-nucleotide messenger RNA. Lineage: Eukaryota; Viridiplantae; Streptophyta; Magnoliopsida; Rosales; Rosaceae. The record is from the annotation of a GenBank genome assembly.